AGAAAGGUCUUUGAUGGUUGUUAGGAAGAGGCCAUCAUUAACCAUUAUCAACAUUGUCCUCUCUUGGAAUCCUAUGAAUCUAUAACCCUACACUCUUAACAAAAUUUCUCUCCCAAAAUUUUUGCAAUUUGAAACUUCAAAGAAAUCUCAAAAUUCUUCUUCUGGUUCCUACUACACCUAUAAUAUAAAGUCCAGUGCACUCAGCUAUUCCAGAAGUUGUUGCUAGAAGAAGAAAAUCUCUUAAUUCAGCCUAGAUUUCAAUCCAUUAUGGGCCUAUCACAGUAUCCAACUCCAGCAGAUGCAGGAGUGCUCUGUGUGAUUCUAGUAAACACAGCCAUAUCUAUCUCUAUCGUCAAGGAGAUAGUCCGAUCGAUCCUUCAUGUGAUUGGCAUCCACAUAGCAUCAUGGGACGAAUAUUCCAUAGAAGGCCCUUUAGACCCGUUUGAAUGUCGAGGUAGCCCAUCGGAAUCAUAUAUGGACGAAUUCAGGAGUCGUACCCCUGCAAUUCGGUACGACUCAAUCUGUAUCUCUAACCACGCCGAGAAAGAGUGCUCGGUUUGCUUGACGGAUUUUGAGCCCGACGCAGAGAUAAACCAUCUCUCGUGUGGUCAUGUUUUCCACAAGCUUUGUCUAGAGAAGUGGCUCAAGUACUGGAAUGUAACUUGUCCACUUUGUAGGAAUUACAUGAUGAUGUCUCAGGAAGGUGAAGAAGAUACUUGUCCUAUGUGAGCUAUAGAAGUUUAUGAGGCUUUUAACACUACUAUACAUCUCUGAGGAUGUUCUGCUGUACAGCUUAGUAGUGUACAUGCAAUGGUUGAUCUUUGACAUUGGGUAGUUUCUGUAGCUUUUCAUAUUUGUAAUGCUUUGGCGUCCUCUCGGAGUGACGGGUCUCUUUGCUGUGACCAAGAAGAAUUCAUACAUUCUUGUACAUAAUAUAUGGAAGAUUUUCUUAUCAUGUUUC
Molecule: messenger RNA, 961 nt
Organism: Lycium ferocissimum
Lineage: Eukaryota; Viridiplantae; Streptophyta; Magnoliopsida; Solanales; Solanaceae
Product: probable E3 ubiquitin-protein ligase XERICO
Exons: 3
Coding region: 268-729 (153 amino acids)
Source: RefSeq, a predicted model, not a curated record